This is a messenger RNA of Pomacea canaliculata, 3104 nucleotides long. Its product is annotated as tumor susceptibility gene 101 protein-like. The transcript is spliced from 12 exons. Gene Ontology annotation, biological process: protein modification process; endosome to lysosome transport; protein transport. Gene Ontology annotation, cellular component: ESCRT I complex. Gene Ontology annotation, molecular function: ubiquitin binding. The record is from RefSeq and is a predicted model, not a curated record. The coding region runs from base 1607 to 2452 and encodes 281 amino acids. NCBI's taxonomy places the organism in Eukaryota, Metazoa, Mollusca, Gastropoda, Architaenioglossa, Ampullariidae.
UCUAACCUUGUAUCAGCAACAAUCAUUACAGACAUCUACAGUGGGAGCUGUACAAGUGCUCUAACAAACAUGAAGGAAUUGGAGGCUUAAAAGAAAGGCAGACUGCAUAACAAAAUAUAAUGUUCUUAUUUUAAAGCAUUCAGUUUUGUACAUAAACUUUAAAAGGGCACAGUAAUCUGUGUAAAAAGAAGGGGAUAUAUUGGUUAGGUAACGUGCUGUAUUUGAGACAGACAAAAAGAAUGUGCUUAGACACUCUCCUGGUUUACAUUAGGUACAAGUGCCAUCAGGAGUCAGUUAAGUCUUAGCAGACAAUGAAUUCUACCAAAAAUUCCUAGUUUUCCUUUCAUUGUGAAAAAGUAAUUGGUUGCCAACUGUUUGCACUUCCCACACAUAGCUGCAAUAAAAUUCAAACUUGAGGAAACCUAGUUAGACCUACCCACUUGUUGUGAAAGUAACAUCGUUCUGGAUAUUUAUAAUCAGGUAACAGCCUGCUCCAGUGUCUGACAACACCUACAAUUGAGUGACAUAAAGCUGAUUGCAGCUUGGCGCCCUCUUCUCCGUCUCCUGCUUAUAUAUAUAUAGACUCCCAGAGAGCUGUUCAUUUCUGUCCGUAAUCUGGUGGCCAUAUAUAAAACGUUAUUUGUCUACGGAUGCUUGGAUGAUAUAGUCAUGUCUGUAUAAGCAUUGUUAAAGUUCCUGCCACAGUAAUCGAAGAAUGAAAAAUACUAGUCACAAUUUUCUGUAGUAUCAAUGCCACGCUUUGUAUGCAUCGAAUUUCCAAGGCCUGCACUUGAGUUUGCGUGUUGCGUCUUUUCGCCUCGUGAAGCCAACUCUCAAUGUUCCCCUGACCAAACAGACACGAAUAACUGCGUCUAUCAUACUUAAGUGGAUGUGAUGUUGCCAGCUUAGAUACGCUAUCGGUUUGAUAAGUUUAAUCCAGACAAAGCUCCUAUUAAUAGACAUGGAGGGGGUUAGCAUCCACAGCAGACGAAUCACAAGGGACAUGAUGAACUUUACAAAGCGAAACUGGCGACUGCGUUGUGCUGCAAAGACUUGGCUUCAGUUUGAAUUUAAUGACCCACAUCACCGCGACUCCACGCACCAAGCUUUCAAUAACUUGACGCGUCGGUGACUGCUUCGGGGAACUCCCCCCCUCUAGGCCACAACAAGGUGUUACCUGCCAUUUGGGUCUGACUUUACCUGGCCCGGCGUCCUUUUUCAGGCGUCUCAUGGGACUAAAGCGACAGUCAGCUAGCGUGGGGAUUAUUUUUUCCCCAACCAUCACGCAACCAUUACAUUUGGAAACGCUUCAAAUUCCGGUGUUGUGGUGCGGCUGAAGCAGGAUUCCGUGGACGCUGGCUACAGUUUCCCUUCAAAAGGCAUUGAGGGUACAAACAGAGAGGAUACAUCUUUGAUACAAGGUGACAAAGGGAAGGGGGAGGGCUAAGCCGUCCUCUUAGGACAGUGGCCAUCUAUCAGACUAUAUGAUAAGAGCAACUCGCAUCAACAUCCCACUUGACCACUGCACUGCUUGGGAUCGAGUCUUAUUGUGGUGGCUUUUCGUGGAAAAAUUUACCUGAGCUCGGCUCAUGUCUUCGCAGUCAUAAUGAGCUGCUGCGACAAGCACCUCUUGAAAACUUCCCUACCCAGAUACAAAUAUCCAGAGCUUGUAUGGAAAGAUAUUUCAACAGCUCAAAGACAGUUUACUGACCUUUAUCCAUCAGAGAAAACAUUUGUUUUCAAUGAUGGAACAAAACAGAAUCUAGUGCAGUUUGAAGGAACCAUUCCAGUACCUUAUAAAGGCAAUGUGUACAACAUCCCAGUACAGCUGUGGCUGCUGGACUCACAUCCCUAUGACCCACCAAUGGUGUACGUGCGGCCUACCAGCACCAUGAACAUUCGAGCAGGCCGCUAUGUGGACAUGAAUGGUAAAGUUGACAUGCCCUUCCUGCAGCAAUGGAAAUGGCCCGACUCAGAUCUGCUGGGGCUAAUUCAAAUCCUGAUUGUCAUAUUUGGUGAAGAGUGUCCCUUGUUUUCUAAAGUAAUCCGACCUCAGGUACAAACAACUCAGCCAAAUCCAAGGUCAAGCUAUGGAACAUUGACUUCACCAAGGGAGAUAAACAUGCUAACAGAAGACAAUACAACCAUCAUGACAGCUGUCAAGGUCAAGAGAAAUGAGAAACUUACGGAAGUUUUCUCUGAGAUGAAAGCUGAGAUGAGUGCUCUAAAGAUUAGUGAUACAGACCUUUCAGGCAGCAAUGUAACUCAAGAUCAACUUAUGAAGGAUUUAUUGCAUGCAAAUUACAAAAACCCUGACCUUGCAAGCAGAGAUGUUGUUCAUGCACUUCACCAUUACAGGGACCUUAGACCUUCGUUACAACAAUUUUAUUUUAAUGAUGGGACAAAACAGCAACUCCUACAGCUUUCUGGAACAAUUCCUGGUACUAUAUAAAGGAAAGAGCUACAACAUCCCCAUCCAGUUGUGGAUAUUGGAUUCUCAUCCACACAGCUCACCAAUGGUGUUCGUGAGACCAACCAACAACAUGCAGCUAAAGGCAACUAAGUUUGUUGACGCAAAUGGCAAAAUUGAUGUACCUUUCCUCCAAGAAUGGAGAGGGCCUACAUUGGACCUGACGAAAUUUAUUCAGGAACUGAUUGUCAUAUUUGAGGAACAGUGUCCUGUGUUUUCUAAGGCUGUUCAUUAAUUAUCUACAUGCAGUUUUAGAAGACAAACUUGAAAACAGUGCAACAGUCUGUCACACAUACUGCCUGUCAAGAACUGGUUGCACUACACACCGCUUCUGACUUGGGAGGAGCUUCCCUUGUUGAUGUGCAAUGGCCACUGGCUCAUAGAUAUCAUAGUGCACACAUUUUGAUGAACAAGCAUAAUAGCAGUUGAUCCAUUGACUGCUGAUGCAAUACUAUUGAAAAUGGCUUGCACAAUCAACAAAUACUUAUCUGGCAGUUUGGAUGGCUGGGUAAUAAAAAACAUAUAAUGAGCAGAAAUGCAAUGUAUGAUCUCUAAAAAAAUCUGUAUAUACAGUACUACUACAUGUAUGUUUUUUGUUUUAUGCUGAAAUAAAUUAUGUGAUUGUAACAGAGUU